Macrosiphum euphorbiae (potato aphid) is the source of this 285-nucleotide messenger RNA. Lineage: Eukaryota; Metazoa; Arthropoda; Insecta; Hemiptera; Aphididae. The record is from the annotation of a GenBank genome assembly.
AUGGUGUACAUCAAUGACAUGCCAAAAGACAGCGAAACUAACAUUGCACUAUUCACGGAUGACACAGUGUUCUACGCUUCCGGAGCAACGAACAACGCAGCGAUAAGAAGGGUACAAAAACAAAUCAACCUUGCCGUUCCUUGGUUCAAGGAAUGGAAAAUAACUUUAAAUCCCACGAAAACCAAGGUAAUAAUUUUUACCAACCAAUCUAUGUACCAAGCACCAUCUUUAAAUUUCGUAAACAUACACUUAAGCUGGUCCAAGACUUCAGCCCGCUUCCUCUAA